AUGCCAUCCACAGAUUUACUCACAGUUACUCCUUUGGAAGACAGACCCUUUGGCUGUUCUGUAACUCUUCCCUCUUAUGCAAAUAACGAUCCAUCAAAGUUGAAUGACGAGGACUUCAAAAAGCUUUACGACGGUGUAUUGACAAACUUAGUGGCAGUGUUCCCGAACCAAGAGAAAUUGCUGCCUAAAUCACAGUAUGAAUUGACCAAGAGGUUUGACCCUUCGAUUCCAGCUCCAAAAGGUGAUUCUAAGUUUGCUGGUUAUGGACAUGGUAAGGAAUUCAGACAUGAAAAAUCAGUUUUGAAAAAGGACGGUACUACUGUUAAAUCCCAACCUCAAGUUCAGAUUUUAGGUCAAGGUGUCUUUGGUGCCGAUGAACCUGGUAAUGAGAAUGGAGAAACAAUCAGUUUGACCCAUCCUUCUCACACGAGCUUCCACCAUACUCCCUUGACUGAUAAGCAAAUUAAAGAACAACAUAGAACGAGAUUUUACAGGUGGCACAUUGAUUCCGCUUUAUAUGACUUGUCUCCUCCAAUGGUUACUACUUUAUUAGGUAUCCAGGUACCACCAACAACGCAAACUCAAACUAUACAUUAUGAAGAUAAUGAUGAUAAAUUGGAAUUAUCACAGGGCGCAACCUGUUUCGUUUCGGGUGCCAUUGCUUUCAACCAGUUGAGUGAUGAAGACAAGAAUUUUGUUUUGAACACUACGGUGGAGUAUGCACCACACCCCUAUAUAUUCAUUGGCCCGGCUAAGGCCACGUCUGAUGGAUUGACAAUGGUAAGCGAAGGAAAAGAAACUAAGUUUGAUGAGUUACCAGAGUGGGAGGAAUCUAAGGUCAAGAAGUUGCCAAUGGUAUGGACUAAUCCUGUCACUAAGGAACCUCACUUACAAGUUCACGGUUGCUGUUUAUAUAAGUUGCACACCGUUCAACCUGAUGGUUCUGUCAAAACUUUGGGCUUAGAAGAAUCUCGUAACAGAGUUCACCAGUUAAUGAGACCAGCCAUUUCACCAAAGAAUGUUUUAGCCCAUGGCUGGUCCACCGGAGAUUUAGUCAUUUUUUUCAAUAGAGGAGUCUGGCAUUCAGUCACAGGUGAAUUUAAGGGUGUCAAAAGUGAUGGCCAAGAUGAAAGAAGAAUGAUGCACCAGUGUAACAUUGCUAGCGGUCUCGAUCCAAAAACUGAAUUGUAA
Messenger RNA from Priceomyces carsonii, 1191 nucleotides. RefSeq lists its product as uncharacterized. The record is from RefSeq and is a predicted model, not a curated record. The transcript has a single exon. Gene Ontology annotation, molecular function: oxidoreductase activity. Lineage: Eukaryota; Fungi; Ascomycota; Pichiomycetes; Serinales; Debaryomycetaceae. Bases 1 to 1191 code for a protein of 396 amino acids.